UGUAAGGAUGAUAGUUAAAGUACUUAUGUAUCUUAUUACUUACUUUGUCCGGGAUAACCACCAAGUGUUUUGGGAAUUUUAUUUAACAUGGAAUUUCUUCUGCUAAAAAUGUGUUCAUUCUUCACCAUCGGAAAGACCACUACUCAACUUACCAGUAAAAAUCGGAACAUAAUAUCGCAGAUUAUUGCACACAACUAAGGAAAUUACCUUAUCAUCCGAACGAUGAUAAGGUAUAAAAGCGGAAUAAUUUCCUUCAGCAAGUAUCACUCCGUACAAACAUCUCGCCCUCAAAGUAGAUAAUAACGGCUAAAAAAGUAUAGAAAAUCCGAGAUGAAGUUUUCUAUCUUCAUAAUUGUUUCAUGUGUGGCUAUGGCGUCAGGCAUGCCGAAACCAUCCGACCUCGACGUUCCUCGCCCUCGCCUGAUCGUCGGAGGUGUGGAGGCGGACCGGUCCGAAUUUCCCUUCAUCGUCGACAUGCGGUAUGGCCGGACGAACAGCAUGCAUUGGUGUGGCGGAUCCAUCGUAACGCCCGAGUGGGUCGUGUCGGCGGCUCAUUGCAUGCAACAAGCUGGGGGUGCGGCUGUAUACUCGGUCGUGGCAGGGGAGCACAACCUCACUUUUGGCGAGGGCAGCGAACAACUGCGACAAGUCGUGGCGAUCAUAGACCAUCCGGGUUAUGGGAGGCCACUCCGAUUUUCCAAUGACAUCACCCUUCUCAAGGUGGAUCCUCCAUUCGUGUUCAAUGAGUUUGUCCAACCCGUCGUGAUCCCACAGCUCAACUUUGUUCCAACCGCCGUUGCCACCGUUGCUGGCUGGGGUGAUCUCCAAAGCGGAGGUCCAGCUCCAGACGUCUUGAUGAAGGUGGAUGUCCCCUUCGUGGCGGAACCGUCUUGUCAAACCUCCUAUCCGGGCAGUAUUUCUGAUAGCAUGGUUUGUUACGGCGAGGAAGGAAAGGAUUCGUGUCAAGCGGAUUCUGGCGGUCCUCUCAUGUGUGGAGCAGACAAGGCCCUUUGUGGAAUUGUGUCAUGGGGGCGCGGUUGUGCACAGGCAGGAUACCCGGGAGUUUACACGGAAACCAGUUUCUUUGCUGAGUGGAUUCGAUCAACAAUUGCGCAACCCUUGCUUCAGCCCAGAAUGGCGUAAUUGGAGAAUUCAUGAAAGUUUACGUGCAAAACUGCGGCUAUAAGAAUUCAAAUACUUUGAAAAUAUGAUUCUUAAACUUCAUAAAACUUCUCUUCUCGAAAAUCUAAAAUUAUAAUAAACUCGAUGUAAUCGAUAAAAAACAA
Folsomia candida is the source of this 1286-nucleotide messenger RNA. RefSeq names its product trypsin-2. The transcript is spliced from 6 exons. Gene Ontology annotation, molecular function: serine-type endopeptidase activity. Gene Ontology annotation, biological process: proteolysis. The record is from RefSeq and is a predicted model, not a curated record. The coding region runs from base 331 to 1143 and encodes 270 amino acids. NCBI's taxonomy places the organism in Eukaryota, Metazoa, Arthropoda, Collembola, Entomobryomorpha, Isotomidae.